This is a messenger RNA of Suillus plorans, 1128 nucleotides long. RefSeq lists its product as uncharacterized. The transcript is spliced from 4 exons. The record is from RefSeq and is a predicted model, not a curated record. Lineage: Eukaryota; Fungi; Basidiomycota; Agaricomycetes; Boletales; Suillaceae. The coding region runs from base 1 to 1128 and encodes 375 amino acids.
AUGUCUUUAGCAGCCGGAACCACUGCUCAUAGAACAUGCGCAAAAAAUGCUGAUGCUCAUCCUGCUGCCAACAACAAAUGUCUCAAAGAAGACCUCAAAACAAAGGAACUAGCUGCCCUGCAAGGUAUCAAGCGCCUCGCAAAUAUACAGGCCGAAAUGGAGCAGGCACAAGCUUCCAAGGCAGUCAGAAAGCCAAAGCCAGUUACACCACGUCUGGUUGCAGCCAAGAAGGUGACGUCUUCAUCACAGCCUCAGCCGGCAGCCGCUGUGCAGGGUGGAGGACAUGGGGAUCAGAGAGAAGGUCAGAAAAAGCAGGGCCAAUCGAUGGAGGAUAUUGGGGAGGAUGACAUGAAUGUUGAAGCAUUUGAGGGUGUUUCAAAACUGAAGCCUGGAAAGAAGUCACUCAGAGAUGCGGUUAAUGCACACUUGAAAUCAAUGAAUUUGAAGGCUGCUGAGCUUGCACAUGUUGAUCUCACAGACAGGAAAGAAAACUCUUUACCAAUGUAUGUUGUCUUCUUAACUCCCAUGUUACUACUCUCUGAGUCGACACUUUUCUUCCUUAAUUUGACGGUGGAAUUCAGGUUCACUGUCAAAUCUUCAUAUUCUGACCGUAUCAAGGCCUGGGCUUUAGAUGUAGUACCAAGUCUUUCAAGUUGUUCAUCCGAAAAUGGCAGCUCCCAGUGGUUGAUUUCUGUUUCAAAAGCCUCUGUCCCUCCAUCCACUAUAUUCUCCCACUCUGCGACAAUGGCUACUUCAAACGUGACUAGCGUAAGCUCCAAAGCCAUUCCAGCAAAAGGUUCCGAUGUGUCUGCCAUUCCUAUCAGUGAUCUGGUUGGAGGAUUUGGCGAUGAAGAUAUUGAUGACUCAUACGAACGCCAGGCUGCAUCUGAAGUGAUGAAGACAGGAAGACAACCGGUUGAGCCUAUCCUCCAGUUUGACAAUGUUACUGACUCGGAGUCCGAAGACAUCGAACCUGGCAGCAAGUUACAUCCUGAGCCAAAAUUCAGUGACCAUCCUGCACCGUCAUCUCAACUUUGUAUGUUACAGGCUGCUCGUCACUUGGCUGCAGAAAAGUCAAAUGGCAUUCCCCCACUGGCUACUCAGCCUCGCCAACCUCAUGCUACCUAA